Manihot esculenta (cassava) is the source of this 1195-nucleotide messenger RNA. Its product is annotated as probable aquaporin PIP2-8. The coding region runs from base 140 to 982 and encodes 280 amino acids. The transcript has 4 exons. Gene Ontology annotation, cellular component: plasma membrane. Gene Ontology annotation, molecular function: water channel activity. The record is from RefSeq and is a predicted model, not a curated record. Gene Ontology annotation, biological process: transmembrane transport. Lineage: Eukaryota; Viridiplantae; Streptophyta; Magnoliopsida; Malpighiales; Euphorbiaceae.
CUUUCUUCUUUAUAAGCACUGUCACCUAAUCUCUUCACCCAUCAAUCACUCGCUUACAACACCACCUUCAAGCUCACAAAACACAGCUUUUGCUUUUGGGUUUGAGAGAGAGAGACAGAGAGAGAGAGACAGAGAGAGGAUGGCUAAGGACGUCACCGAAGAAACGCAGCCUACCCAUGGCAAGGAUUAUGUUGAUCCACCACCAGCUCCUCUCAUUGACAUGGCUGAGAUCAAGCUAUGGUCUUUCUACCGUGCUCUUAUAGCUGAGUUUAUAGCCACUCUUCUUUUCCUAUACAUUACCGUAGCUACUGUGAUUGGCUACAAGAAGCAAACUGACCCUUGUGGUGGAGUUGGCCUUCUGGGUAUUGCAUGGGCCUUUGGUGGCAUGAUAUUCAUCCUUGUUUACUGCACUGCUGGUAUUUCUGGUGGUCAUAUUAACCCAGCAGUCACCUUUGGACUGUUCUUGGCGAGGAAGGUGUCACUGAUCAGGGCUGUGGCUUACAUGGUGGCUCAGUGCUUAGGUGCGAUUUGUGGCGUCGGAUUGGUGAAGGCAUUUAUGAAGCAUUCGUAUAAUGGGCUUGGAGGUGGUGCUAACUCUGUGGCACCUGGCUACAGCAAGGGCACCGCUUUGGGUGCUGAGAUCAUCGGCACUUUUGUACUUGUCUACACUGUUUUCUCUGCCACUGACCCUAAGAGGAGUGCACGUGACUCUCACGUCCCUGUGUUGGCUCCACUUCCAAUUGGUUUUGCUGUGUUCAUGGUCCACUUGGCAACGAUCCCCAUCACUGGAACUGGUAUUAAUCCUGCUAGGAGCUUUGGAGCUGCUGUUAUCUACAACAAUGACAAAGUCUGGGAUGACCAUUGGAUUUUCUGGGUUGGACCUUUCAUUGGAGCACUUGCAGCAGCUGCAUAUCAUCAAUACAUAUUGAGAGCUGCAGCCAUCAAGGCUUUGGGAUCUUUCCGCAGCAACCCCACCAACUGAUGAAGGAGAAAUCCCCGCCAACAAGAAAAAGAAUGGAAAAAAGAAAAAGCUUGUCUAUCUCUGCACUUCCUUCUUCUAUCUCCAAUUGUUUGUUUGUGUGUAUUAUGAUGAGGAUUAUGAUGAUAACUCUUCUUUUUCCACUUCAAUUUUUAAUCUUUCUUUGUUAGUCUCUGCCUGUGUAUCAUUGUUAAUGAGUAGUGCUCUUUUCCUUUC